AUGAGUUCGACUAAAGAAAGAGUUAUGGAAGACGCUUCAAAUAAAAACCCAAGACAGACAGCAGGGUUUAUUUCAUUGUUAACUUUCUCAUGGCUGAGUGAUAUUCUAAAACUGGGCAGUAAGCAUCCUCUGGAGGAGAAGCACUUGUUUCCACUGGAACGUUCAUUUCAAGCAAAGGACCUUGUUGAUUUCUUGGAGAAGGAGUGGUCAGCAGAAGUGCGAUGGUCCCAACAAACACGAACAAAGCCUCGCUUAUGGAGGGCCAUGCUGAAGAUAAUUCCUUACAGAGAAUACAUUAUUUUGGCCCUCUUGAGAAUAUUUUAUUCAUUAUCAAUGAAUCUCCUCCCUUUAAUGGUUUGGCUUUUCUUGAAAAGCAUUUCUUCAGGUAGCAGUGAAAUAAGUUACGCAUCCUCCCUGCCUUUUGUGGUCUGUAUUUCUGUGACCUCAGUUGCACGAAAUAUAUUUGCAACGCACGGGUUAUUCAAGGGAGAAAUGUGUUCAGUUAGAUUCAAAGUGGCUGUUGUUGGUCUGGUUUACAAAAAGGUAUAUAUAUUUAUCAAAUAUGACUAAAAAAAAAUUAUUGGGGUUAGUCUUAAAUCAAGUAAGAAAAUACUCGUGGAACUCUUUACAAAGUUUGAAAAGCUCAAAGGAACGUAAGAUCAAUCUUUUUUCGUUAAAUUGUCACCAUCGCCCUUAAACUUUUCGUCUUGAGUAAUCGACAUUAGUUUUCUCCUUUCCAAGCACGUUAUAAUAAUUGAAUUGGCGGUCAGUGUAUGGUUGUUUCUUUCACCCAAAAUAACAUCACAGAGACACUACAUAGGGUCAUGUGCCCGCUGGAAUGUACUCAUGCAGACCAGUUACUACCGUCUGUGAAAUGUUCCAAAAGCAGAAAAAAGCCUGAAUUGCCUUGACGAUUCUAUAUUAGCAUUGGAAAAUCCGUUAACGGAUUUCUCUUAAGAAGAUUUAACCUGUUCUUCAGAAUUCAAGAAAUUAAUGGAAAAGAUAGUUGUAACUUCUUUCCAACGCGCAGUGAUAAGACACGGGAUGAUAAGUAAUAUCCUGCGGACACAGACGCGGUAUUUCCGGUCGUCGCUUCUCUCCACCCGAAAAGUAACUCUCGGGGAAGGGAGAGACGCUACGACCGCAAAUACGUCUGUGUCCGCAGGCUAGGUACAGUAAGUAACAAAGUGUUUUGUAUCUUUUGUUUUCCUUUUUUUAGAUUCUUUCCGUUAACAGAUGUGUCUUAGAAGACAGCGUUUCGGAAAACACAAUUAAUCUUGUUUCCAACGACGCCCAAGUCAUUGAGAAAUUGGGACAUCAUGCUUUCAAUGCGUCAUUUGCAAUCCUGGAUGUAAUACUUGCUUUGAUUCUUCUAUGGUAUUUAGUAGCCUGGCAAGCUCUGAUAGGAGUUUUCUUCUUCGUCUUAGUCAUUGUCUAUGAUACCCUAGCAGCUCAUAAAUCUGGAACGAUUCGCGCUAAAGCUGCCACACAAACUGAUAGAAGAUUGGAGGUAAUAAAAGAGAUUGUUUCUGGGAUCCGUUUGGUGAAAAUGUACGCUUGGGAGGGAAACUUCAGGAAACUGGUUGCACAAUUGAGACGGUUAGUAGUUUCUGUUAGUUUAUUGUUUAACAAGAAUGUUACUUUGUUAGUUUGAAGUCGGAAGGUUUGAACAAUUUGCAUUAAAGAGGAUUCACGCUUAUUGCAUGCACUGACCACCUCCCAUUCACCUUCACACUAAAUGUUAAUCAUCUAUGAAAGAGGGUUAUUCACUUACAACCCCACCCACAAACCUAGUUGGUCUGCUAGUUUCCGCUUUUCAAGUUUUCUGUCCCUAACAUUGAUGCUACGUCAUCGCAGGGUUAGCAUGUGGUAGAACAGGACUUUCAAAUUCUUUCAACCCUCAGCCUCUUGGCCAUGCCUGAGCUACACCAUGCAGGAACAUAAAGGGUUGGGCAGGGUAGCAAGUAAAUAUGACGCCCAUAGUAUCUUGUCAUAAACCAGCCAGCUGACAUGAAAUUACAACAGCGUUUGGUCCGUUCAGUGUGAAAAUAAAGUUUCAAGUGAAUUACCCGUAUCAUUCAUUAAGGUAGAGUGCAUGCAGUGCAAGAGACUAUUACAGCAGUUGUUUUAAAAUGAACUCUUUUAUAUGCGAGAGCACCGUGUGCUCAAAAUUUUAAAAGGAAGGUUGACGAUCUGACUACUUGAACUCUUAUGAACAAAAAUACUAUUUUGCAGAAAAGAAAUGUCUCUGAUUCGUGUCCGUGGGUUUUUUUAUCUCCACUAUCUACGUCCUGUUCUUCAUUAG
Porites evermanni is the source of this 2305-nucleotide messenger RNA. The record is from the annotation of a GenBank genome assembly. Lineage: Eukaryota; Metazoa; Cnidaria; Anthozoa; Scleractinia; Poritidae.